Messenger RNA from Colletotrichum truncatum, 2535 nucleotides. Its product is annotated as Protein Rf1, mitochondrial. NCBI's taxonomy places the organism in Eukaryota, Fungi, Ascomycota, Sordariomycetes, Glomerellales, Glomerellaceae. Gene Ontology annotation, molecular function: protein binding. The record is from RefSeq and is a predicted model, not a curated record.
AUGUUGCGGCCGUUCACCUGCCGGCCAUGUCUUCGACGCCUACAGCAGCAUGGCCCCCGGCCAAACUGCACUGGCAGAGUCCUGCUGAUGUCUCGAAGUAUUGCGAACACCGCCGAGGCAGGUGAAAACAUAACCUUCAGACGAGUUCAUUCAAAAGAGCCCAUAAUCCGCGAACCGAUCGGUGGUCAUGGCAAUCGACAUUCGAGAUCCCGGAACGGCAGUGGUAAUUCCGAGCAAAUAUCGGAGGGUCAAAGGCGGAAGGAUAUGGUUGCAGCUAAGCUUGAAGCAACAAAAGUCGGGAAACUUGUCAAGUAUAAUGAAGAAUGGGCGCAAGUCUGGGCUCGCGACGAGAUUGACAGAGCUCGGGAAUGGAAUUUCCUGAGGCACCACCUCUCGGACGAUCAAAUCGAGACUUGGAAGCAAUGGAGGCGCAACUUGUCUCAACUUCUUGGGUAUAUGGCAACUGGCGAUGUGGAGAAGCGACCAAAGAUGCCAGACGGUACGGAUCGCGUUCUGAAGCGCGAAUCUAUCGAAAGUGCCAUUGAUGAAUGGAGUUCAUGGGAUGACAAGAAGAAAGAGGAUGUAUGGCAUACUCUUAUGUUUUCUGCUUUAUGGUCUUGUCCUGAUCGAGCACUGGUUUUCCUUGAGACCACCACUCGGGAAUGCACGCUGCCAGGCUAUGCCAUCAACGAUGUCAUCAAUUUCCUCGCAAGAUGGCAAAAGCAACUCCCAGUAGAACAGCUCCAAUCCCACGCUAAAUCUCUUUGCGAUUUGACCAUCGAAGUUUUCGACCGCUCUUCUGAUGGUCGUGGUCGCUUGCGGCAAAACACCAUCUUUCAUCUUACACAGAACGUCGAUCCUGGGCGCAUAGAAGCCUUAUACCACUUCCUGCUGGAGCGGCAGAAUCCUAUACACGAGAACACUCUUCUUUCCAUCGCUGAUAAGCUUGCUGGCCAUUCUUCAUACAAGCAAAUGGCACUCGAUAUAGUCAUCGAAGCCAUUAGGGCCGGCAGAGCAGACCUCGAAAAGACGCGCUGGCGAAGCCUUUGCACGUCCAUCUUGUCUGCCAAGCCCGAGGACAUUGACAUCGGAGACCACUUUUCGGCCGCUGAUGCAUUCGGCCUUCUUCUAGAACACGGCUUUACUCCUAAUAUGGUCAGCUAUACGGCCAUGAUUCGAAACCUCUGCGUGUCAGGUCAGCCUGAAAGAGCCUGGCGUGUUUUCGAAGUUAUGAAACGACACAACAUUGAGCCGGAUCCGAUCUUAUUCUCUACCCUUCUGGACGGUGCGAAGAGGUCACUCUCGGCAUCAACUAUUAAUCAUGUUGUAGAGGACGCCGCUGAGCGUGGUGCCAUCGACGUCGUCUUUUUGAACGAUCUCCUGUUCUCUGUUCUUCAUUUUUCUGAAGAAGAAGCGCGAGAAAAGAAGGCGAAGAGGGGCAACGUAAACUCCAUCCCAGCCUUCGGGCCCAUGUUAUUCUUCUACAUGAGAGCCUUCAAGCUUGCGCCGCUGCAAGCACUCAUUCCCAUGGACUUGUCUCUCUAUGCUCGCCUGCAUACCCCACGAAUGCCCGACGAUUGGCGAUCGGCUCCUCGCCUUUUCCCCGCUCUUGAGGCGGCCACUUCCGCCAUACCAAACAAGCUGGAUCCAACGGGCGCGACUCUCGGCGUCAUGUUUAUCGCUUUUGUUAAAAGCCUCUCACAGCCGAUCAAGCUCAUCUCGCUGUACGCUUACUUUCGACAGCUGAUUCUCCAAAAGAACCCAGUGGCCCUGCAGCACGUUCGCGAGAAGGGCACCUACAUAUACGAUGUCAUUCUCAAGGCUCUGCUGGAGAGUCGAGGCAUGCAGCGUCCGGCACUGGAUAUCGUUGGCGAUAUGCUUAGGGAUACACUUGAAGAGCGGGCCAAUCACACGAGUUCCACGAAAGACAUAAAGAACGAGGCCCCAAGAAUCCAUCCACCUCCAAGCAUUUAUACCUGGAAUAUUCUCCUUGCUGGUUUUCUGUUCAGCCGCGAGAAGGAGUCUGCUAAUCAGAUUUCCAAGAUGAUGCAGAAGCAUGGCGUAAAGCCAAACGUCGUCACUUGGAACACUCUCAUAUCGGGCUAUGCAGGGAUUCAGGACGUCAGAAAGACUGUCCAGGCGCUGCAAGGACUCGAGGAUGCGGGCUAUGAGGCGAGCACGCACACGCUGAAGGGUUUCUCCAGACUAGUGAACAAGGAGAGGGCGUUUGUGCAGAUGCAGAAAACGAUCGACUUCAACAAGAUUAAGAAGGCUGCGGUGGAGACCGCAAAACGAAACAACGUUUCUCUUCAUGGCGAGGGCAGACCUGUGGCACGGGGUGAAAGCGACCCUUUACAGCAGAUAACAAGUCGCCAAGAAGAAAUCGGGGGCAACAGUGAACGGCAACGAUUCAGGAAAGAGCUGAAGGCGGAAGAGGAAGAGGAGGAGGAAGAGCAGGAAGGGCAAAAGUCUCAGAGGUUCGAGUACCUGGAUGUGACACCGGAUGAGUCUUAUGUAAAAAAUGAUGUACAAUAG